UUGGCGCGGAACGUUACAAUCGCAUUUCUGCGCGGGUAAUGUCCUUUUGUUGUUAGCUAAACACGAAGUUUAAUUGUAGUGUAUAACCAGUAAUUUACCACAUCAGAAAACUACAAGACAGCAUGCAGCGAAGCAUAUCAUCUUUCUUUCAGCCCAAAACGGGCAAAGAGAAGGAGAGCAAAGAAAGUGAUGGACCGGUGAAAGACAAGCCGGUGAAAGACAAGCCGGUGAAAGACAAGCCGGUGAAAGACAAGCCGGUGAAAGACAAGCCGGUGAAAGACAAGCCAGAACCAGUCAAAAGGCCUCUCAAAGUUCAGAAUGGGGUCCAUGAAGAGCCUGAUUCGCCAGUAAAGAAGUUCACUAAACGCAGUCGUCAGAUCUUGGACAGUGAUGAUGAUGAUGAUGAGGCUCCAGCCGGAAUAGAACAGGAGCAAGAGGACAAGGCUGUGCAACCCAAGGAUGAAGUAUUCAAGGCUGUUACCACCCCCCUGUCCCCCGCCUCUCCAGUGACCACAUCCGCCUCUCCAGUGACCACAUCCGCCUCUCCAGUGACCACAUCCGCCUCUCCAGUGACCUCAUCCGCCUCUCCAGUGACCACAUCCGCCUCUCCAGUGACCUCAUCCGCCUCUCCAGUGACCUCAUCCGCCUCUCCAGUGACCUCAUCCGCCACUCCAGUGACCUCAUCCGCCACUCCAGUGACCCCAGCUGCCUCCCCCACCCCUGGAACCCCUGACACCCCCACUUCCAUCUCACCUUCCGGAAUACCCAAACGCCGCACCGCAAGGAAGCAGUUCCCAAAGAGAAAGCUGGACAGCCGGAGUGGCAGUGAAAAGGAGGAGGAAGAACAAGGACAGCAGAAUAAAAGAGCAAAGGUUGAGGAGACACAGGACAGCACCGAGAAUGAAGAGGAAGCGAUGGACGUGGGAGGAGAGAACAGUGUGGAGAAGCCUGGGGUGGUGCAGAACAACCCGGAGGAGAAAGAGACGGAUGAAGAGAAGACCAAAGAUGGAGAGAAGGAGAAAGCACUUGAUGUGAAAGAGACCGCGGCUGAGGAGGAAAAAGGAAAAAGUGAAAAGGCUAAAGAGAGAAGCCCUAAGGGUCAAAAGGCUAAAGAGAGAAGUCCUAAAGAGAGAAGUCCUAAAGAGAGAAGUCCUAAAGAGAGAAGUCCUAAAGAGAGAAGUCCUAAAGAGAGAAGUCCUAAAGAGAGAAGUCCUAAAGAGAGAAGUCCUAAAGAGAGAAGUCCUAAAGAGAGAAGUCCUAAGGGUCAAAAGGCUAAAGAGAGAAGCCCUAAGGGUCAAAAGGCGGUAAAGGAUGAGAAAGAAAAAGGAAGUCCUAAAAAUGAAAGGAAGGAGGAGAAAGACAUGAAAGAAGAGAAAGUGUCAGAAAGCCCCCAAGCCAAGAAAGCCCCCACCAUCAGCAGUUUCUUUGCUCCCAGGAAGGCUGCUGUAAAGAUGGAGAGACCAGAGAAGAGCGAGGGAGACGGAAAGGAGAAGAGCGAGGGAGACGGAAAGGAGAAGAGCGAGGGAGACGGAAAGAAGAAGAGCGAGGGAGACGGAAAGGAGAAGAGCGAGGGAGACGGAAAGGAGAAGAGCGAGGGAGACGGAAAGGAGAAGAGCGGGGAGUGUAUAAAGGAAGAGGCGACGGUGUCCCGUACCCCGGAGAACGUUAAAGACAAGAAAGGAGAGAAGACUGCCCAGGCCCAGUAUGACCCGUCCAGACCCAACUAUCACCCUGUAGACCACGCCUGCUGGAGCCGGGGACAGAGGGUCCCGUAUUUGGCUGUUGCACGCACCUUUGAAAAGAUUGAGGAAGAUUCUGGCAGAUUGAGGAACAUUGAAACAUUAUCUAAUCUUCUACGCUCUGUUAUCGUCCUCUCUCCAGAGGACCUGCUGUGCUGCGUCUACCUGUGUCUCAAUCAGCUGGGUCCUGCUUACAUGGGGCUGGAGCUGGGAGUGGGAGACACUGUUCUGAUGAAGGCUGUCGCCCAAGCUACUGGGCGACAGUUGGACAAAAUCAAGGCGGAGGCUGCAGAGAAGGGGGACUUGGGGUUGGUGGCUGAGAGUUCCCGUAACAACCAGAGAAUUAUGUUCCAGCCAGCCAAUCUGAUUGCGGGGGGUGUGUUCAACAAACUGAAAGACAUCGGGAACAUGAGUGGAAAUUCUGCCAUGAAUAAGAAGAUCGACAUCAUCAAAGGUCUCUUUGUAGCCUGUCGUUUCUCUGAAGCCAGAUACAUUGUCAGGUCGCUGGCAGGGAAGCUGAGGAUUGGCUUGGCUGAACAGAGUGUACUCUCUGCCCUGAGUCAGGCUGUGUGUCUGACUCCUCCAGGACAAGACUUCCCUCCGGCGGUGGUUGACGCGGGGAAAGGAAUGAGUGCAGAAAAACAGAAAGCUUGGAUAGAAGAGAAGAGCCUUGUCCUCAAACAGACUUACUGUGAGAUGCCCAACUAUGAUGUCAUCAUCCCAGUCAUUCUGAAGGAGGGGAUUGAUGAGCUCCCCAACCACUGCAAACUCACUCCAGGUGUACCGUUGAGGCCCAUGCUGGCUCACCCCACCAAAGGUGUAGGGGAGGUGAUGAAGAGAUUUGAUGAAGCCGCCUUCACCUGCGAGUACAAGUAUGAUGGAGAACGAGCACAGAUCCAUAUCUUGGAGAACGGGGAAGUGCGUAUUUUCAGUCGCAACCAGGAGGAUAAUACCACCAAAUAUCCUGACAUCAUCUCCCGCAUUCCUACGGUAAAGAAUGAGUCUGUGAUUUCCUGUGUGUUGGACUCUGAGGCAGUAGCUUGGGACAGAGAGAAGAAGCAGAUCCAACCAUUCCAGGUUCUCACCACACGGAAGAGAAAGGAUGUGGCUGCAGCUGAUAUCAAGGUCCAGGUGUGUGUGUACGCCUUCGACCUCCUGUAUCUCAAUGGAGAGUCUCUAGUGAAGAAGCCCUUGUCAUGUCGCAGGGCUCUGUUGAAGGAGAGCUUCCAGGAGAAGGAGGGAGAGUUUGUGUUCGCCCGUGCCAUCGACUCAGACAACACAGAUGUCAUCGCUGAGUUCCUGGAGCAAUCGGUUCGAGACUCCUGCGAGGGACUCAUGGUGAAGACUCUGGAGAAAGAUGCCACGUAUGAAAUCGCCAAGCGCUCUCACAACUGGCUCAAGCUGAAGAAGGAUUAUCUGGAUGGUGUGGGGGACACGGUGGAUCUGUGUGUGAUCGGAGCGUAUCUGGGGAAGGGCAAGAGAACAGGGACCUACGGAGGCUUUCUGCUCGCCUGCUACGAUGAGGACAAUGAAGAGUUCCAGUCAGUCUGCAAGAUUGGGACAGGGUUCAAGGAUGAAGAUUUGGAGCAACAUUAUAAAUUCUUAAAGGAGCAUAUUUUGCCAAAGCCACGCCCCUAUUACCGUGUGGACCAAUCAACUGAGCCCGACUUGUGGCUCGAUGCAGUGCAAGUAUGGGAAGUGAAGUGUGCCGACCUAUCGCUGUCGCCGAUCUACAAGGCUGGCAUGGGAUUGUGUGACCCAGAGAAGGGCAUCUCUCUUCGGUUUCCACGCUUCCUGAGGAUCAGAGAUGAUAAGAAGCCAGAGGAGGCCACUUCAGGAGGACAGAUUGCUGAUUUAUACAGGAAGCAGCAGGUUGUGCAGAAUCAGGGCGACAAAGCUGACCUUGAGGACUACUACUGACCUCUGACCUGAUCAGCUGCCCGUCCAGUCGCCAAUGACUCGGGGGAAAUCUCAAUGUGUACAUAAUUAUUAUUGUUUUUUUAAAUGAUGAACCUUGAAUAAGGCUCUGCCAAUGUUAUGACGUUAAACAUUUUGUUGUUGAGCCUAAGGCUUUUUUGUGCGGGGGGGGAUUGUAUACACAGCAGUAUAAAGUACAGUUGUCAAUGACUCAAAUACAUUAUGGUGAUUUAUGUGAAUAAAGGCUUUUGCCAAUUUUAUAAUA
This is a messenger RNA of Salvelinus namaycush (lake trout), 3921 nucleotides long. It is a transcript of the gene lig1, whose product is annotated as ligase I, DNA, ATP-dependent. The transcript is spliced from 27 exons. Gene Ontology annotation, biological process: DNA biosynthetic process; lagging strand elongation; DNA repair. The coding region runs from base 123 to 3659 and encodes 1178 amino acids. Gene Ontology annotation, cellular component: nucleus; mitochondrion. Lineage: Eukaryota; Metazoa; Chordata; Actinopteri; Salmoniformes; Salmonidae. The record is from RefSeq and is a predicted model, not a curated record. Gene Ontology annotation, molecular function: ATP binding; DNA ligase (ATP) activity; DNA binding.